Messenger RNA from Acanthaster planci (crown-of-thorns starfish), 7461 nucleotides. Its product is annotated as scm-like with four MBT domains protein 1. The record is from RefSeq and is a predicted model, not a curated record. Gene Ontology annotation, cellular component: nucleus. Lineage: Eukaryota; Metazoa; Echinodermata; Asteroidea; Valvatida; Acanthasteridae. Gene Ontology annotation, molecular function: chromatin binding; histone binding; transcription corepressor activity. Gene Ontology annotation, biological process: negative regulation of DNA-templated transcription.
AUUUUGCCAAAGAUCUACAAGGGAGAUCGCGGCAGAAGCGAGUGGAAAUUUUUCGAAAAGAACCUUAAAAAAUCGCUACUGUUGGGGCUUUUAUCCUGAUGGGUCAGUCAUAAGCUGAGGUGCGGAUGACUGUCACUACCAGAGCAUCAUCAGUAGGAUUUUGGUUUGAUUGAAAUGGAUUGACCAGCAGUCGCUUGAAAGGUGAUCUAGCCCGACUGAACCAUGGCUGCCAACCAGCCCAAAUCCCAAAGUCAGGUACCCACACUCCCACCCACUAUUCUCAUAGUGCCCAAAGUGAGCAUUCAGCAGGAUAAAGCCCAGGCUGGUGCCAGCCCCCAGCAAGAGGGCGCAUCACAGAACCCCGCAGCAACGCAGGGUGUCCAGACAGCGUCGGGCUUGCCGUCUGGACAGCAGGUAGUGCUCAAUCUACAGCAGGCCCAGCUGAGCCAGAAUGCCAACCUGUCCCUGGGGAGCAACAUCACCCUGACCGUGCAGCCCGCUCAGCAGCAGCAGCAGCAGCAGACGAGGCCGGCCAGUGUGGGUGCAACUGUGUCCCAGCUGGCGGGCCCACAGGUGAAACUGGAGGGCCGGAAACAAGAUUCCGCCAAGCGUCCCAACAAGGUGGGGGCAUUCCUCAAGCCCCCCGCCAAGCAGCCUAUGCAGGUCCCCCAGCGAGUGUACCGAAGGUCUGUAGCAGCAAUACACAUGAAACAGAUGCAGCAGAUUGAGAAACGGGCACAGACGGGUGCCGUCGCUCAGCCAGUCAAAUUGCCUGGGCUGUUGCCGCCAAACUCACAACCGGGUCACAUCUCAGCCAUUUUGGUGAACACAAAGCAGUUGCAGGGAAGCAGUGCCAACAGCAUUACCAUCACAUCUGGAAACCAAGUGGUGGCCACCAUGGGAAAGUCCAGCACAGGCAGCCCAACCUCCAGUACCAAGAGCCAGCCGGUGCUGGUGCAGACGGCCAUGUCACCCAAGAUCAUCGUCCAAGCCGCCCCAACAGGCACUGCACACCAGACGGGGCCAGGCAAACCCGUCAUGUUCACCGGAGGGCAGAGAUUCACAAUAGUUCCCAACACCCAGGGGAACCUGUUGUCGCCAACAUCUGUCGGACCUACGACGGCUGCUACCGCUGCCACAUGUGCCACUGGAGGUGGUGCCAGGACCGUCUCCCCGACAGUUGCUCAGUUGGCACGGCAGCAGCGAUUACAAAAAGCGCUGGCAGCACAACAACAGCAACAUCUCAUUGCACCGAAUCCGAUCAGUCAAAGGCCUAUCGCCCUCAAGCAAACAGCGACCAGUCCCGUUCAGAUAUCCCCCUCUGUGUCUGUUGCACCAACACAGAUGCAAGCAGUAGCAACUUCAGCGUCAACUUCAACUGUGGGCCAGAUUCAGUUCACCCCCAGGAUCCCACUAGCCAUAACCACCCAAGCCCAGCAACUGCAGCAGCAACAGAUCCAGGCACUGACUCCGAAAUCCAAGAUCACACUCGGCCAGGUUGGGGCCAUCUCCACCGUCCAUCAUCGCACGGCCACUACAACCCCUUCGACCAACACAGAUUCGGCAGCCGGCACAAUUGCACCAGGAAGUAACAUCGUGGCUCCUCAUCAGGCGCCGUUGACCAUCAUACCAAAACAGAUGCUGACUGGCACCGGUCAAUUCAUCCUAGCAUCGGGCAUCCAGGUGCCGUCCAGUCUGCAGGGAACCUUCAGCCUCCAGACAGUCAGCACACCACUGUCGACUGUCCAGGCCAAGCUGAUCCAGACACCAGUGCAAGGGGGCAGCUCCACUCAGGCCAGUGUCCAGACAAACAUCAUGCUGCAGGCUCUGCCCAAAUACUCCCAAGCACAGCUGAAAGCAGGAAGCAGUCCCGCAAGUCAAGUUCCAACCACAGUGGACCAGGGUUCCACGUCAACUUCCACCGUGCAACCUCACCUCAUACAAACAUGUGGUGAAAAGGCAACCAUUGGGUUGAUUCAGGUGAACCUGUCCCAACCUCAGCAGUCCCUGGCCACCGUCAACACCCUCAGCCAGCCCAUCGUCCGGGCCACGGUCCAGGCCCCGAUCCCCCAGUCGCAGGCCGAGGGCUCGGUGGCCUACCGGCCCCAGCUGCUUCAGGUGACGGGACUGCCCAACCAGCAAUUCCUGCAGGUCGUGCCGCCACAGCAGCAGCAGCAGGCCAUUCUGCCCAUGCCCUCCAGCCCUCAAGUCUCACAGGCAGCAGUGUCUGUGCCGGUGCCAAUCGCUCCCAAGAUUGCCUCGCCCAAACUCAGCUUGCCCCAUCCAAUACUCACCCCGAUCACGGCGGAAGCCGACAAGCCCGCAUCCAGAGACCCCAUGUCAAGCAUCGAUGAGGCUCUCAAGUACAAAAUGCCUUACCCUCAAGCAGCAGUCCCUCAACGAAAGCGAAGACACUCCGAGAUAGAAGAAGGUGAAGAGGAGAAGGAAGAGACGAAGAAGGAGGACGCCAGUAAGGAAGCUACACAGGACGAAGACAACAUUGAGUUCACAUGGGAAGAUUACCUGGAAAUAACCGGAUCCAAACCUGCCCCACACACUGCCUUUAAACAUGUGGAGGCCAGCAUACAGUCGGGCGUGUCGGUGGGCAUGAAAGUGGAGGUACAGAACAAGCCGAGCGCCUUCGUGCCUUACAAGUCCUACUGGGUGGCCAGCGUGGUCACGGCCUGCGGCAGCCUGCUCCUGCUGCGCUACGGCGGCUACAGCAAUGACCGCUCCAGGGACUUCUGGGUGGACAUGGCCACAGGGGAGCUCCAUCCCAUCGGCUGGUGUGCAAGGAACGGCCGUAGUCUCCGACCACCUGACGAAUUGCUCAAUAAAGGCUCAAGAAACUGGGAGGAAUUUCUGGUAACUUACCUGACUGGGGCCAAGAGCAUUCCUGAGUAUGUACUUUAUAUCAGAAAGGUGUCCAGCCCGACCCCGGUGGACCGCAUCAAGAAGGGCAUGCGUGUGGAGGUCCAGGACGAGUUGAACCCCCGCCAUGCCUGGAUCGCUGUCAUCAAAGAGACCUAUGGCGGCCGGCUCAGGUUGCGCUACGCCGGCAUUGAGGACAAUGCUGACGACUUCUGGCUCUUCUACCUGCAUUGGCGGGUGCAUCCCAUUGGCUGGGCCAAAGAGAAGCUGGUCUUCAUGAAGCCCCCUGCAGUGUUGAGAAAGAGAAUACCCAACAAUACCGAGGCAGCCUGGAACACCACCUACCAGUAUGCCCUCUCAGCAGCCCUGAAAGAAGCUGCGUUUCCUAAAGAGUUCUUCAAGGACCAGCCAAAGAUCCGCUGUCAUCGCUUCAGGAAGGGGAUGAAGCUAGAAGCCGUCAACCCCAAGGUGCCCUCCCAGAUCUGCCCAGCCACUGUCUCAGAGUGGCUGAACGACAAGUCCUUCCUGGUGAGCAUCGACAACCUGACUGAUGAAAGGAACAAGACCACCUUCAUGUGCAAUGCCGACUCAGGCGGGAUCUUCCCUGUCAGCUGGUGCGAGAAGCACGGCUAUGCGCUCACACCCCCAAAAGGUUACGAGGAGCCCCACUUUCAGUGGAAUUCAUACCUAAAACAGUGCGACACAAAACCAGCUCCCAAAGAGCUGUUUAGAAUCUAUUCCCGAGAUCACGAGUUCCGCCCCUUCAUGAAGCUGGAGGCGGUCAACCCAUUCUGUCCCUCAGAGAUAUGCGUGGCUACCAUCACCAAGGUGGUCAACCGCCACAUGUGGGUCCACUUUGACAACAGCAAGCUGCCCAAUCUGGUGGUGGACUCGGAGUCCUACGACAUCUUCCCCGUGGGCUGGUGCGACAGCAACGGAUACGUCCUCAAGGCACCCAAGAAACUCAUCGCUCGGAAGGCCAAAAAGGUGGCCAUCGUGUGGCCUGAAAAACACAGUCCUCAGCCGUCGAUUUCACCCAUGAGUCCUGGCAGAGACUUGUACCAGAAGAUCCGGGAGAUGAGUAGGGAUGAAGACUCAGCGGAAGGUCACGACAGUGACUGGACCGGCAAGGUCUUCUUUAACCACAAGUGCUUCUCGGGCCCCUACCUGAGCAAAGGCCGCAUCGCCGAGCUGCCCAAGGCCGUGGGGCCAGGCAUCGUGGUGCUGGUGCUUCGCGAGGUGCUGUCGCUGCUCAUCAACGCCGCCUACAAGCCGCCGCGGGUGCUGAAGGAGUUGGAGAUCGAGAGUGAGGAGACGGCAGGCAUGAACGGCCACCUGCAAGUCAUGAAGGCCAAGUACAAGGGCAAAAGUUAUCGCUCCCUGGUGGAGAUCUGCAAGUCCUCUGUUGAGAUGACCGAGUACCUGCGAACAACCUGCAUCAAGUUGGAGUGUUGUCCCAACCUGGUGUCUCUCAGGUGUGUCAAAGAUGACGAGGAGUGUCCCGACAACUGCACCAACCUGACCAAGACCAAAUACACUUACCAGUACGGCAAGAAGAGGAAAUUUCACCACAUCGGUCGGCCGCCGGGCCGCAAGAACCCGAUGAAGUCACUGCUGCCCCCAGUGCGCAAGGGGAACAAGCGGCGCAAGAAGCGCAGGCCCUUCGUCCACCGCAAGAGGCACAGCCUGUCCCAGGAAGACGGGGGACAAGACGGGAAUGGUGGAGAGGAGUUGGAGGACGAGGAGGAGACGGAAGAUGGGGGGAGACAGGAGAUGGGCAGAGGGGGCGGAGGAUUAGCAGCCAUCAAGAAGAACACCACAUCACAGACAGUGGCGCAUGCGUUGCUCCAGUCCGCCAAGAGAAAGAAGAUCCAUCCAGUGCCUCCAAGGCUGAUCCUGCCCCACAGAGAACGAGGCACCAAGCUCAAGACAUUCGCUGCAAUACUGACCUCCAACCGAUCACACAAGAAAGUGGAGAAGGAGAAGUCAUCAGUCGAAAACUCCACCGCCGACCACACCAAGGGGAAGACAAAAGCCUUUUUGACAGACAACAAGGCAGAUGACCGGCUGCAACUUGCUUCCAACCCGCUCAAAUGGACCACCAGCGAGGUGGUCAAAUUCAUCAACAAAACUGAUUGCGCACCGCUUGCCAGGAUCUUUGAAGAACAGGAAAUUGAUGGCCAGGCCCUGCUACUUCUCACUCUGCCCACUGUGCAGGAAUGCAUGGACCUCAAGUUGGGCCCCGCCAUUAAGCUGUGCCACCACAUCGAGAGGGUCAAGAUCGCUUUCUACGACCAGUUUGCCAAGUGACAUGAACCUGCGAGCUUGCCAGGCCAGUUUUGGAAAUCGAGGCUUUUAAGGGGGUUCCCCAAAACUUAGCUGCAUUUCCCCGCUCUCAACUUUAGGCCUUGAGUUCAUGAAUUUCCGUCCUCGAGCUAAGACCCCAUCUCUGUCGUGACAGAACUGUUGGGAAUGUCUUCUAUGUUUUCAUUUGGUUCCAACAGUGGACUUUUGAAAAUACUGCCGGGAGCCGUGGGUAAUGAUCAUAUUAACGAUGAGGAUUUUAUUUAAGUUACCAGAGGAUGCAAGGCACCUGCUAUCAUCCCUGCUCACCACACCAGCAACAAUCCUCUGUACACUCCUUGCAGGGAAGUGAGUAUACAGGUUGAUACUGUCAUUUCAGGAGCACAGGGCUAUAGAAUCAGGCACAACCAUCUCUGUCCUCACUGGUUUGCAUUUAUACUCCUGGAUGGAGAGGGGCAAGUGGGAGUGACUUGCCCGAGGUUGCAACAUGUUACCAGCAGCUGGAAUCGAACCCUGGACCCUACGUUUGUGGGUCACAGGCUCUAACCACUAGGCCACACGCCUCGCCAUGAGGCCCAAUUUGAAGCCAGGGCAUUUAGAUGAAGCCCAGAUUUGAUUUUUAAAAAAAGUCUCUAAACCAACCCCCGGUGUCCCUCACCCAACUCUAACUUUCCUGCCUCUUUUUUUUUUAACCUGGUGCUAAAUCAAAAUAACAUUUGCCCCUCCCAACUUUCUCCAGCCCUUACCUUCAAACCCCCCCACCCCCCAAAAAAUCACCAUGUUUAACUCCUUACUACUCUUUCUUGGUACAUGGAUAAAAGCAGAGUACCUAGUAGUUGCUGUUGAAGCUCAUCAUAUCCUGAGUGCACUGAACCUCACUGUUAUACAUCCACAAAAUAUCCUCCCUGUUGUGUGCACAUUAUUGACAAGAAAACUCCCUUCUUAAAGUAGGGAAUAAAGAUCUGUUCUUUCCCGCAAAGAAAAGGUAAAUAGACCUUGUAAGUAGUGCCAUAACAAUCAACACAUCAGAACUAGUCCGUAGGCAGUUGUGUAGUAUGACAGGUGUAUGGCAGGUGUACGUCGUUCAUUAGGAGUACAGAAUCACAAUGUUGGGUGGGAUCAUUGUCAUAUCUGGUGCUGCUGGGUGUACAGGUAGCCAGUGCUCCCGGGGGGGGGAUUUGGUGUUAUGUAAUUUUUCUAAGUGGGUGCUGAGGGGGCGUCGUAGGUCGUCUGGUUAAGCCUGUGUAAGAGCUAUGGAUACAUAUACCUUGACUUAACCUGGCAUUUUGGAAAAGUGACAUACAUUGUGUUUAAAAAACUCAACCUUUAAGGAAAUGUGAACGUGUGUAGGAUGAAAUCCUGUCAGAUGUUUUAAUUCUGAAUGAGCUGAGGAGAAUUUUGAAUAUUCUGUUUGCUUCAGUAAAUGUUGUAGUUAUUUGUGUCACUCUCCGAGAAAGAAAAGGGGGCUCUUUGGUAACAUUGUUGUAUUUUUGACAAGUUCAGUGCAAAUUUGAAUUCAUUUGUCGGUGCUUUGAAAUAUUUUUAAUGAAGCAGAUCAGCCACUUCUGCAAGAAAUAUGUGAAAGAAAUCAUAAGCAGUAGUUACCUUAGAAACCAAACUGAAACAGUGGCUCCUUCACACCAUUGGAUAGUUUUGGCAAUAGUUGUUGCAAAAGACGAAAGCACUGCAGCUUUAAUACGGUCCUUGAUAAGUCUUAUAUCAGUUGCUUGUCCCAUGUUGCUUUGACAGCUUCGACUUCUAUUUCAAGCACUUUUCUCAUGCAACAGGAACAAUUUUUAGAAGUUUGCUGCAUUCUGUGACAUAAACACAUCAGUUGGUUAGUUUCUUUCUCCCUUCUCGCAAAGAAAAUUGUAAAACAAGCUUUCCAUAAAAAUUUAUCAAAUCAUUCUUACAUGUCACAUUCGUUGUCAGACUUUUAUUGAAAGAUUGCCAUACAUAAAAUACUUGGCUCACAUUACACACCAGUAUGCAUAAUUGAUAUUGCACAAUGUGCGCAGAUCUCAUAAUAGUAUUGUUUAUUUUGAACUUAUUUACUCACCUGUAACAUAGAACUAUAUUGUUUUGAUAUAAUAAAUGUACAAAUUCUGGGUUUUUUCAAUGGUUGGAAAUAUUUUCCGUAUAUGAAAAUGUUCCAGACUAAGUGGGAAUAAAUAACGAUUUGCCCUGAGUUAGCAUAUUUUUACAGUUGUGUAAAAAAGGGCAAAAUGGUGAUUGUAAAGACAUUGAAAUGAAUAAACUGUGGAAAUUGCUACAUGUGUGCCCCGA